UCAUCCUUAACAACCCGUUGUUUUGGUUAGCUCAAUCCCUUUAAUUCAUUGCCAAUAUCAUAUUAAUUGUCACUAUUUUAUGUUGAUAUUUGUUGUUAUUUUAAAUUUGUUAGCUUUUUUUUAACCAUGACAUCACUUUCUAUUUUAAGGCCUUGUUGGAUGACGCUAAAUCGCCCAGUUUUUGGACAAAACUCUGUUUAUAUUUUAAGGAGAUUCUCUGAUGAUAAAGACGAUCGUUUCAGAAAAAUUUCAAGUAAAUUUGAUGAUGGCUUGUUUCACAUGAAAUAUGAAGAUAAACAGUUAGUCCUUUCAUAUUGGACUCCCUUACGCCAAGUGAUCAAAUGCUUUGUCAAAGAUGAUGAUGACAGAAAAGAAAUUAAAUUGCUCGAUGGCAAGCAAAAAGUUAAAAUUGACGAAUCUACUCCUUUAGGAACAGCAUUCCAGGCCAAUGAAAAGAUAUUAAUGCAAUCCAAAAAGAAAUCUAUACUGUUGGAUUUUGAUGGAUCCCAAUCUGGUCUCAAGAAGUGGCUAUCAUCCACUGAGGUUGUUGAAAACGAACCAAUUGAUGAGCUUGAAAGAAAGAAGAAUGUCUUAUUGCAAAGCUAUGUUCCUAUGCUGCAAAAUUUCGAAAAAAUACUGAUAGAAUCUCAUAGUUCAUCGGCCAUACGAUUCAAAUGGAUUGGUUUAUUCCUUUUAUCCUCUCAACUUGGUUUUCUUGGAAGACUGAUCUGGUUUGAAUACUCAUGGGACAUCAUGGAACCGAUAACUUGGUGUGUCACAUACUCAGCAACAAUAUUGACUUUCAGCUAUUACGUAAUUACGUCGCAAGAAUAUCAAUAUCCACAAGCUGAAAAGCGAAUGGCGAUAAAACACUUUUGUGAAAAGCAUUCUAAAAAGCAAUUCGAUCUCAACUCAUUCACUCAACUUCAUCAACAAAUCAAGUUCCUUGAAAAGCAAAUCAAAGAAAAGAAAAAAAAGCAAUCAAAAACUGAAGCAAUCCCUAAGACUGAGGUAAUCCCCAAGACUGAAGCGAUCACUAUUUAAUUCAGUUUAAACAAGCAUUAACUUUUUGUGGCAACAAAUUUACAAUUUUCACAUUGAACUUGACGCAUCAAUCAUUAUGACAAAAAAUCGUGUGACUCUAAUAUCGUUAUUACUCGCAAUUAAGCUUACUGUGCAAUAUAUUGGAUCGCAAUUAUUCUUCAAUAUUCACUUAUUCAACUGAACAUGUUACAAAUUAUGAUCAGAAACUAAAAUCAUGCGGUUUGCCAUCUAAUAUUCAUCUUGUUAAUCAUCAAUUUAAAUGAAAUGGUGUUUGAGCCAUUCUAUCUCGUAAAUCUGUUGCUCAUGAAAUUGUCUAUUCAGUUCCCUAACUUAUAACUACUCGUUACAAUCUCACUUCCAUUUUUCGGGGUAAUUGAAUGUUAUCUCAAUCCUAAUUAUAUUAUAAAUUUCAUGAAUUAUUAUCGCCCUUAUUGCAUGUUUUCCAAAUCAGUAUUGAUUAAAAUUGAAAAUAAACAAAAA
This is a messenger RNA of Tetranychus urticae (two-spotted spider mite), 1524 nucleotides long. It is a transcript of the gene MCU, whose product is annotated as mitochondrial calcium uniporter. The record is from RefSeq and is a predicted model, not a curated record. Gene Ontology annotation, molecular function: uniporter activity; calcium channel activity. Gene Ontology annotation, biological process: calcium import into the mitochondrion; mitochondrial calcium ion homeostasis. Gene Ontology annotation, cellular component: uniplex complex. NCBI's taxonomy places the organism in Eukaryota, Metazoa, Arthropoda, Arachnida, Trombidiformes, Tetranychidae.